This is a messenger RNA of Phytophthora infestans T30-4, 1548 nucleotides long. RefSeq lists its product as uncharacterized. Lineage: Eukaryota; Oomycota; Peronosporomycetes; Peronosporales; Peronosporaceae. The record is from RefSeq and is a predicted model, not a curated record. The transcript has 2 exons. Bases 1 to 1485 code for a protein of 494 amino acids.
AUGUCCACCUACGUCGUGCAGGGGCUUGCAUACUUCGCGACACACCCGCGUUUGUGGGUCUCGACAUUAUGCCCACUACUCUUGACGCUUAUCGUGGCCAUUACCUCCGUGGUCGUGCUCUUCUCCGUUGCUUUGGUACCUCAAGCCGAGGAACUGGAGGAUGCGGGCGUGACUAAAUGGCUCUCGUGGCUGCUAGCUGUCAUGCUCGUGCUGGUGGAGAUCUUUCUCGUCACACUCAUCUACAACCUCGUCAUCAUGGGCUGCUACCAGGAUAAGGUCUUCGAACAGGUUAUGGUAGCGCGUGGCUUUAAGGAGAUGGUAGAGGACGAGGAGCGUCACGCCGGUUGUGUCCGCGCCUGUCGUUCCUGCUGCCGUGUCAGCCUCUGGCUGCGCCUCGUACUGCUGAUCGUAACAUUGCCGCUAAACUUGAUCCCGAUCAUCGGCUCCAUCAUCUACGCGUGGCUCAAUGGCACUAUCUUGGCGUGGGAGUACCAUUUGCUCUACUUCGAGUUCAAGAACUUUACAUACGCGCAGCAGAAAGCCUUCGUCAAUGAGCACAAGGUACAAUACUCGUCCUUCGGCAUGCAGGCGCUGCUCAUGGAGAUGAUUCCGGGUUUUGGCUCGAUCUUCGUGUUUACCAACACAGUAGGGGCGGCGCUAAUGGCUGCUCAUUUUGAGGAGGAAGAACGCGUACGCACGGCACCGCAACACGGCGGUUUUGCAAAGCCUCCGCGCAGCAUGUCGACGUAUGUGGCACAGGGUCUCGCUUACUUCUUGUCACACCCGCCGCUGUGGAAGAUGACCUUUCGCCCCCUUUUACUGACGAUCGUUGUGGGCAUGACGACGGUCAUUGUGCUGCUGUCUGCGGCCAUGUAUCCACAGGAACAAGCACUCUACGACAUUGGCGUACCGGAAGGGUUGGCUUGGGUGCUGGCCAUCAUGUUGUGUCUCGUGGAGAGUUUCGUGAUCGUUAUGCUCUACAGCUUGAUCUGCCUAGCUUGCUACCAGGACAAAGUGUUCGCGUACGUCAUGCGCGAACAAGGACACACUGAUCUCGUGGCCAACAAACGCAAGCACGCGUCGUGUAUCCGCAUCUGUACCAGUUGCUGUCGCGUGAGUGUGCUACUGCGUCUAGGUCUUCUGGUGGUGUCGGUGCCUCUGAAUGUCGUGCCUGUGGUAGGCAACACCAUGUACGCGUGGCUAAACGGCCAGAUCGUAGCGUGGGAGUAUCAUUUCUUCUACUUCGAGCUUAAGAAUUUCAGCUUCGAGCAGCAGCAAGCGCUCAUUGACGAGCGCAGUAUGCAGUACAAGCUCUUCGGUAUGCAAGCGUUACUGCUGGAGAUGGUGCCAGGCAUCGGAGCAGUCUUCAUGUUCACCAACACCGUCGGUGCCGCUCUUUUCGCUUCCAGCAUCGAAAGGGAGGAAGCCGCCAAGCACCCACAGGUGCAGCCAGAAGAGACCGAUCCAUACCGCUCGCUCGUUUAGAACGUAGCCCCAAAAGUCUUGGCUCUUAAGAGAAUGUCAAAACCAUCCUUUAUUCACGAGUCC